UACCUGGCUAUUGGUCGCUGUGUUGAAUGAUAAUUAAUUUUGUUGGCCUCCUGCAAGCUUUGACCCUUUGGACUGGAACGUAAUCCUCCAAGUAUAGUUAAAGUUCACUAGCAUUGUAACAAUCCUUAGUCAUGGUUGCACUGCAAACAAUCUGUGAGCAGAAAGAGCUCAGGACUGUUUGUGGAGGUCUGCUUUGAGGACAGUUAGUUAGAUUCGAUGACACCGGAUCAGCGUUCAGGCAGGAGGAGACGAAGGGGUCACUCCAGGCCUCCGCUCCCCAUGCCUGCUCCCCCAGGCUUCACCUCACUGGAGCAGAAUGAGCAUAUGAACACUCUGCGUAUCUCUGUCGGAGGCCUCCCUAUGUUGGCGUCCAUGGCCAACCCCACUGACCCUCGCUUCCGCCUCAAGUGGAGGCCCAUCGUGGCCGUGGCCGCCUCCCUCGCCCUCCUCAUGCUCCUCUUCAUGCACUUGAGCUCGGGUUUGCGCUCCCGCUCCUACGACUCGCACGGCUGGAGAGCCGGUCGCACCGACACCCAGCAGCUGGAGUCCCGUUACAACGACACCUACCCUCUCAGUCCACCUGAACACACGCCGCAGGGCACCCGCUACCGCAUCGGGGUCAUCGCCGACCUGGACACGAGCUCUCGGAGUGAAAAGAAGCUGACGUGGUUCAGCUACAUGCGGCGGGGCCACCUGUUGGUGUCCCAGAGCGGCGACAAGGUAGCGGUGGAAUGGGAUGCGGACACGGUGCUGUUGGAGAGCCACCUGUCGGAGAAGGGGCGGGGCAUGGAGCUGUCCGAGCUGGUGGUGUUCAACGGGAAGCUCUUCAGUGUCGAUGACAGGACGGGCAUCGUCUACCACAUCCACGGUGACAAGAUCGUCCCCUGGGUCAUUUUACCUGAUGGGGACGGCAGCGUUGCUAAAGGGUUCAAAGCAGAGUGGCUGGCAGUGAAAGACAAACACCUGUACAUCGGCGGUCUGGGGAAAGAGUGGACGACCACGGAAGGCGAGUUCGUCAACAACAACCCAGAGUGGGUGAAAGUAGUGGGCUUCAGAGGGGACGUACAGCACGAGAACUGGGUUCCCAAGUACAAAGCUCUCAAGUCUGCUGCGGGGAUCGAGCCUCCAGGGUAUCUCAUCCACGAGUCAGCAGCGUGGAGCGACACCCUGCAGCGCUGGUUCUUCCUCCCUCGCCGCGCCAGCAAGGAGCGCUACGAAGAGACGGCAGACGAGCGCCGCGGCACCAACCUCGCCCUCAGCUGCUCGCCGGAUUUCAAGGACAUCAUUGUAAGUCGGGUGGGUCCGCUUAACCCCACUCAUGGAUUCUCUUCCUUCAAGUUUGUCCCCAAUACGGACGACCAGAUCAUCCUGGCUCUCAAGUCAGAGGAGGACGCUGGAAAGAUCGCCACGUACAUCAUGGCCUUCACGCUCGACGGACGCAUCCUUUUACCUGAAACCAAGAUCGGGGAUGUGAAAUAUGAAGGCUUGGAGUUCAUAUAGACUGAGGGACUCGCUCUUGAGGCCACUGCACUGUUGUUCUAUUUUGUUUACAAUCCAGUCACUGUUGAAGUUACUGUACUUGCUGCUUCCUCAUUAAGACACAACUCCGAACCUUAAAGGAUCAACUUCAGUACAAAGAGAAGAACUGUGGGCUGAGACUGUGGAACAUGGUCCCUUUUUUGGGUUUUGAGAAAAUGGCGGUCAGCGCUAACAAAGCUAGCAUGUCUUGGGACGGAUUGUCUUCCCAGGACAAA
Molecule: messenger RNA, 1754 nt
Organism: Centropristis striata (black sea bass)
Lineage: Eukaryota; Metazoa; Chordata; Actinopteri; Perciformes; Serranidae
Gene: cant1a
Product: calcium activated nucleotidase 1a
Exons: 4
Coding region: 217-1500 (427 amino acids)
Biological process (GO): proteoglycan biosynthetic process
Molecular function (GO): UDP phosphatase activity; calcium ion binding; GDP phosphatase activity
Source: RefSeq, a predicted model, not a curated record